Molecule: messenger RNA, 2668 nt
Organism: Cottoperca gobio
Lineage: Eukaryota; Metazoa; Chordata; Actinopteri; Perciformes; Bovichtidae
Product: glutamine-rich protein 2
Exons: 16
Coding region: 239-2668 (809 amino acids)
Source: RefSeq, a predicted model, not a curated record
UGACGGACGCCGAGAUGCCCGCUGCCGGUGCACUGUCAACACGUUAGAGGAAAAGUGACUUUUUAAGUUCUAUUGUUAUACUUUACCCGAUGUUUAUAUGUUCUCUAUGAAUCAAGACAGAGGGCGUCACGAGCGGAAUCAAUGUUAGUUAGCUGUAAUAUAGUUUUAAGUUUGAUAAGCUAGCUAACGUUAGCUAAACUUUAAUUAACGGCUGAGUUCUUCCCGCUCACAAACAAAGAUGUCGGAGGAGAACAUCAGCUUGUUUGACUUGUUGAAUUUAGCCAUCGGGACACCCCAGAAGGGAGCUGUCAACUUCAGCGCCCUACACGCGCUGCUCAACGCCGUGCUGAGGCAGCUGGAUAUCCGGGAGGUGAAGACCGAGUGGAGGGACACUUCUCCCGGGGACGGGCGCCCCGAUGCUCCGGUGGGUGUCCCCGCUCACAUACAGGAGGACCGCCACACAGAGCAGGUAGAGCUCCGGGCUCAGACGGACAGCUCCACGGUGGACCAGGAGGUUCAGCCGGGCAACGAGCUGCAGGAGCGGACCGCGUCCCCCGGUCCCGCGGCGGGCGGCCAGGGGAGGCUCCUGUCCCGCAUCCAGACCUGCGAGGACGGCGUGUCCAAGGCCAUGAAGAUAAUUCAGGAGCUCCACAACCACACAGACGAUCUGAAGGAGGAGACGAAGGAGCUGCGCCUCCAGCAGACGGUUGCUGCUCAAGCAGAGACGGUCUCUGAUGUGGAGAAGUGCUGCCACCGUGUGGACGCUCUGCAGGAGACUGUGAGAUCUCUCAGGGACACAUUGCAGAAGUUUCCGGACCCGCAGGAGCUGAGUCGGUGUGUGUCCUGGGACGUCAUGCAGUCAGCGCUGCUCAGCCACAGAGAACACCUGCAGGAGGAGCUCGUACAUUCAGGGAUUGUUGAUCCAGCCAAAGAGUUCAGACCUACACACACGCCUGUCCACAGCAGCACGCCCUCCCCCCCCCACCCUGUCGGGGACAACGGCAGGCCGGCGGCUCCUAGUCCUCCAGCCAAUUCUCCACAGAUACCUGCGGACCCCCGAGCGGGCACCGAGGCUCCUCUGGCCCCGUCAGAGCCCCCUUGGCAGACUGAUCCCGAAGCGGUCCUGAAGGCCGCUGCUACGCUCCUGCCUCGAAAGGCCAGCGGCUCAGAGCGCCACGCGGAGACGGUGGAGGCGCUGAGGAACAUCGAUAAACUGAAGGAGAGCUUCAGCGACCUGGAGGCUCGUGUUGCUGCGCUGGAAGAAGGUUCAGGGGAUGCGUUGAACAACCCGAUGGAUCAGCUGAACCAGCAGAGAGCUCUCAUAGACAGCCUGAUGAGGGACCGCGACAAGCUGGACAGUUUGGAGGACAUGUUUUUGAGUGUAACGAGUGGAGACAGAGACUCCAGCUCAGAGGCAGCUUCAGGGAGCGAGGACAGCAAAGCUUCUCAUGAGCUCACACAGCAAAUGUCCUACCUCAGGAAGUGUCUGCAGAAGCUGGAGGAGGAGCUGAAGCAGCUGAAGGCUACACAGGCUUCAGCUGUGGAGAGAACAGCUGAGCAGCACCUGCAGGAUCAGCUGGACGACCUGCGAGGCAUGUUGGAGGACAUGAUGCAGUCGUUGACCUCUGACCUGUCGGAGGCGGGGCAGGAUGAGGGUGAUGAUGAUGAUGAUAGCCAGAGCCUCGCUCAGAGAACAGAGAGAGCAACGUUCACCAGCAGCACGGUGAACGUUGGCUGGAAGCUCAGCCUUCUGUUCCAGCACUAUGAGCAGCUGCAGGACACAGUGAACAGCCUUCUGCAGCAGCAGACUGCAGGCAGAGCGGAGCCGCUGAAGGUCAUAGAGAACGUGGAGCUGGUGAACGAUGUGCAGAAGGCCAUCCUGCAGCUUCAGGCUGGAUGUGAGAAGCUGCAUGAGACCAGCAGACAGAAGCAGAGACACAUCGAGGAGCUGUACAAGACGACGGAGGAGCUGGAGGAGAGCAAGGCGGACAAGCAGAUGGUGGAGAGUGAAAUCAAGAAAGCAGAUAAAUCUGCUCUGGACAGCAAAGUGAGCCGUCUGCAGUUUGACUCUGCGACGGAGCAGCUGGGCACCAUGUUCCACGAGCUGCUGAACAAGGUGACGGGCCAGGAGCAGGACUGGCACAACGUCAUCCGCAGACUCUCCACCGAGAUGGAAUGUAAGUUGAACAGGAUGGAGCUGGAUUCUGUGAAGAAGCAGCUGGAGGAUCGCUGGAGGAACAUCCACGAGAAGCUGCAGGCUCAGGGAGCUCCAGAGCAGGACGAUGCUGCUGGGAUCAGAAAACAGCUGGUGGACAGAUUCCACUGCCUCUCCUGUGACCGACCUGUUGUCAUGCACUCUGGACAGCACGUGGUGAAGCUGUCGUCCACUGCUGGAUUCCCCUCACACAAAUCCAUCAGGCCGUUUACUGUUUACGCUCUGGAGCAGUUUCGACAGCACUACAGGAGCCUGAAACCAGGAACCAGACGCUACAGCUUGGAGGUAGAUAACUGUGGCAGGAGAAGGCAGCAGCUCCAGAGGAGCCACGCUGUGAUGUGCAGGCAGAUAGAGAGCGUGCAGAGGAGACACGCUGACAGCAAGGCCAAGCCGCUACGACACCACGGGAGACAACCUGGGAAGUCCUACAGUGAGUUGUUCAUGGACUGCUGA